Linum trigynum is the source of this 1579-nucleotide messenger RNA. Lineage: Eukaryota; Viridiplantae; Streptophyta; Magnoliopsida; Malpighiales; Linaceae. The record is from the annotation of a GenBank genome assembly.
UUUUUUUGUCUCUCACAACAUUCUUCUUAGUUUUAACUUUUCUCUGGGCUAACUUGUUGCACUAAUGAACCAUUCAAACAGAAACAGUUAUGACAUUUCGACACCGAAUGCGAGCAGCUACCUCAACUAGAUAACUACUAGAUAACUACUACCGAAUGCGAGCAGCUGCUGAAUUUUCCAUUUGUAAUUCACUAUUGAUAUUAUAGGAUGACAAGGAAGAGAAAGCUAGUCAUAACCGAAGGAGAGGUACCUCAACCAACUAGCCCUUACUUCCAGUGGAAUGAAUCCCUUAAUGCAUUGCUCAUACAAUGCAUGGUGGAGAUGACUCAAAGGCAUCAUGUGGAGAAUGAAUCCUUCAAGAAUGGGGCCUUUUCGGAGCUGGAGAAUAUGAUGCUAGAGAGGUCUCCUGGAUGCGGGGUAAAAGUAGAACCGAACAUUCGCUCUAGGCAUAAAAAGUUGAAAAAAGAUUUCCACGCUAUACAGUUGGUGCGUAAUCAAAGCGGCUAUGGGUGGAACAAUGUAACAAAGACUCCAACACUGGAUGAUGAUGUCUUUGAAGCAUUGAUUAAGGUUCACCCAAACUGCAAGAAUCUUAAUAGGAAGCCCUUCCCAUUCUAUGAUGAAUUGAUAAAGGUGUUUGGAAAAGUUGGCCCUGCAAAUGGAAGAAAGGUUGCUGGUAUUACUGAUGUGGUUGAACCUGCUUUCGUGGACGUGGAUGGCAUUCAGACACCAAUUGAUGUAGAAGGCCUAGGGAUUGAGAGCUUUAUAGAAGAUUUGAUCAAUGAAGGGAUCGAGAUCUCCUAGAGAGUGGUUGUGACCCCACCAGCUCAACCAACACAAGGGGCCAACAACUCCGAUAUGAAGAAGAAGGCUAUAAAGAAGGAGAACAAGACGGACAAUGCAAUUGCUGCUGUGGCCGAGGAACUGGGAGGAUUGAAGCCUAUAAUAUCGAAGGCACUUGAUGCUCUUGGAUCAAUUGUAGGUGAUAGUGAGGAAUAGGAUGGUAGGGAGGCUGCAUUAAUGGCAGAAAUAGGGAAAAUUCAAGGACAUGGAACGCUGCCAAGUCCUUGAUGUUGCAAUGACCUUAGUUGAGAAUGAUCGGAAGACAAGACUCUUCUAUGCUCUCGACAAUGAGGAGGACAAGAAGUAUUUUCAUUCAUAACUUGUUACGUUGAUUGCCAGGGCUAGCAAGGGACAAUAUUAGGUUGUAUGUAUGUAGGGGAAUUGAUUUUGGGAUAUGAAACUUGUGUGUACUGAACACAUAUAGUAUGGAUAGGAAACUUGUGUGUUUUUGGGGAAAGUAGGAGGUGGAAGAUUAGAGAUUUUGAGAGUUUUCAAUCCAUCCCAACGUGUGUCUAAUCCUUUAAAGAAUGCAAUGCAAACUGGUUGUGUAUGCCUACCUCAAGUAGGCUGUAAGUAUAUUUUCCAGAUGUGUUUUUAGGUUGUAUUGUAGUUGUUGGUUGUUGUAUACUUGGUUGAACAUGUGUUGUUUUUAAACUUUGCAGAUGGAAACACAAAACUGCAGGGUGAACAUGGAUGCAGGCUGUAUGUGUGUGCUUAAUGAAACGAGCAUCUGCAA